CGUCCUGUAGAAAGUUGAUAAACAAUUUUGCAAACCUAUCUAGUUCCGUUUGUGAAGAGAUGAAGUCGGUUUAUUUACUUCACUAGACUCAGUUUUUGGCGCUGAUUUCAAAUGUGAUGUUUUUAUUGUAUAAAAGAUGAGUUCUGGUGGAGAAAAUUAAGAAUUACGGGCAGAAUUUCGAUUUCUUCGCUGCCGAUCUAAAAAAAAUGAAUUUUCUUAGUGACGAAACAAAAUAAAACAAAGCGAUUUAUACUUUUUAAGCGCGUUCCAUGACGAUUCUAAUGAAGUAAAAGAAUCGGUUUCAUCUCUUCACAAACAGAACUAGAUAGGUUUGCAAAAUUGUUUAUCAACUUUCUACAGGACGAGUUCAAGACGUCCAUACUAGAUAGAUCUUUGACUUCAAACUCGAUCAAGUAUCAUUCUCAUACUCAGUUCUUGAUGUUGAAUAUGAAAAAAGAACUUUCAAAAAGGUAGAAGAACGAAAAAGAAAAAAAUUUGAGUGUUUUGAAACUGACCGGUUUUUGAAAUUUUAGACCCUUCGAAUUUUUCCAGUCAUUCGACAUGAAAAUAACUUUUUCAAACAUUAAAACACAUAUUUUCUCCCUAGAUCGACAAGCUCUAUCCAACAAUGUAUAAAAAAUGCAAAAUAAAAACGUACUGAAUUUUCGAAUUCCGGCACCUCAUAACAUUCGGUAACUAUGCAUGGACUACUGACUCUUACAUAGAACUAUCGUCACCUUAUAUUUAUUUAUUCAGACGAAUCAUCCGCUCUAUCAAUACGUCAGUCUUCCGUCGGACAUUUGAAUACUACAUAUUCAACACCAGUCGCUAAUGUUCUCACAUUUUCUCAACCGUCAUUUUUCCAAGAAGGUGAACAAUCUUCACCACGUCGAUUACAGCAAUGUAUAACAGGCAAGACUCUAAAUUCAACAGAACAACCCCAUUAUUCAGGUUUCAAAUUCGAAUUCGAAGAAUGUAACAUGAUGCAAGAACAAGAGUCAAGUUAUACAGCCACUAAACUAUCUCCUCAUUAUAUUCCAUUACCUGACACAGUAUUCCCGCAAGUAACUCUCCAAACAGUGUUUGAUGCUACUAAAUAUAUUAGUAAAUGUUUUACGUGUAAAGUAAACGCUGGUAUUGCUGUCUGUUCCGGAUGUUCAAAUGUUUUUUGUCGCCAGCAUUUUAACACUCAUCGACAAUAUUUGACUGAUGAUUUAAACGCGAUUAUUCAAAAAUAUGAUGAAAAACUUGAACAAUUAACGCCCAUAAAAACAAAUAGUAAAUUACCAAGUAUAAAUCGUUUAUUAGAUGAAAUUAAUGAUUGGGAACUAUUGAUGACGAAAAAAAUAAGAAAUGCUGGUGAUAAUGUUCGUCAAUAUAUUGAUAAUCUAUUGAAUCAAUGUCAAAAUAAAUGUAAAAAAAGAAUUGAAACUGUUACAAAUAAAUUACGAAUUCGAAAUACGGCUGAUGAUUAUGAUGAACAAGAUAUUGCAGGAUGGAAAAUGCAAAUUGAUCAAUUAGAAACUUUAAUUAAAAAUGGUUUUUCAACAGUAAUAAAAGAUAUUCAUCUUGAUAUUAGGUACAGUCAACAAAUUGAUUGGACAAAAAUAAUCGGUAUUCAAGCGAAUACAGUUAUAUCAUUAGAAGAAGGAGACGAAAAACAACAAUAUAUAAACAAUGAUGUAUCAUUGAUAAAAUUUAAUUUUAGCCUAUUAGAAACAAAGCCAAAUGAUAUCCUUGAUAUUGAUAGUGAUUCUUAUGCAAUGUCGACAAACGAUAAUUUAUUAAUCUAUUUUGAUGCUGAACAUAUGUGUCUAUUUAAUCAAGUAAAUAAAAAUACACGAAGUAUACGCUGGACAUUUGGCCAUGUUAAAGAUAUUUGUUAUUGUUCAUCGAAAAAACAAUUUAUUCUUCUUUUAGUCGAUAAAAUUUUGACAUAUGAUCCAGUGACUAAUGAAACAAAAAGUGUUGAUGUAAUCAAAAGUCGAGAUUUUGAACAUUGUGCAUGUUCUGGUGAAACACUAUUAUUUACCUAUGGAAAUAUAGUCGAUGAAUGGAAUACAACAAAAUGGAAAUUAUUACAGAAAUGGGAAUGUCGAAUAUACGAGCAAAUCAAUUGUAUUCGUAUAUCGACAAAUGAAUUAUUUAUUGGUGUUGUUAUUAGUUCAACAAAAUCGAAUUAUAUACGGUUUGAAUUAAGAGAUCGUAUGAUGAAUAUUAUACGUUGGACAAAGUUACAAUCAGGUUGUUCAAGUUUAGUAUCGUUACCAAAUUCUUAUUGGAUUGUUGCAUCAUCCACCAAUAUGGAAUUGUCAAUUAUUGAUGAAUGUACAGAACUUAUAGAUCAAACAAUUCGAUACCAACAUCACAAUAAAACAGAUAUAACAAGUAAACAUGUCUGGAUAUAUAUGGUACAUCAAUUGAGUCUGCGACAAAUAAGUCCCGACAAAUAA
Molecule: messenger RNA, 2453 nt
Organism: Didymodactylos carnosus
Lineage: Eukaryota; Metazoa; Rotifera; Eurotatoria; Philodinida; Philodinidae
Source: the annotation of a GenBank genome assembly